GUUGGCGUGCUUAGAAGGGAAAAAAUCCGAGCGAAAUUUGGAUACAUUUUUCAAAACCAAUCAACAAAAAGUACGCAACCCUGAGCCGUUUUCUUCAAAUUCCUUCAAUUUUUCUUCAUUAGAUUACAUCUAUUUGCACAAAUUUCCCAAUCCCAAUCCCCAAAUCCUCCCCCCACCUCCAUGAAUUUGUCAAUCACAGCUUUGUACUGAAUUCAGAUGGCCGACACCAAUUCCAAUACCCCCAUUGACACCGCGCCGGAGAAGAGCCCCUCCGCCUCGCCGACGAGCUCGAGGUCGGUGACUCAUACUGUCAAUGGCUCGCAUAAGUUCGUGAUCCAGGGCUACUCUUUGGCCAAGGGAAUGGGACCCGGCAAGCACAUUGCUAGCGAUGAAUUUACCGUCGGAGGGUUUCAAUGGGCCGUCUACUUCUAUCCGGACGGGAAGAAUGUUGAGGAUAAUUCCACCUAUGUCUCCAUAUUUAUUGCACUGGCUAGCGACGGUACCGAUGUGAGGGCGUUGUUUGAACUCACGCUUGUUGAUCAGAGUGGUAAAGGGAAGCAUAAGGUUCAUAGCCAUUUUGAGCGCUCACUCGAGAGUGGUCCCUAUACUCUCAAGUAUCGCGGCAGUAUGUGGGGAUACAAGCGUUUUCUUAGACGAUCUACCCUUGAAAACUCUGACUACCUCAAGGAUGAUUGCUUGCAAAUAAAUUGUACUGUUGGAGUUGUGGUUUCGUCAAUAGAACAUCCACAUUCACAGACAAUUUCUGUUCCCGAGUCUAAUAUUGGAGCUCAUUUUGGUGCACUGCUUGAAAAUCUAGAAGGUUCAGAUGUCACUUUUAAUGUUGAUGGGGAAAAAUUUCAAGCGCACAGGUUGAUAUUGGCUGCUAGAUCACCCAUAUUUCGGUCUGAUUUUUUGAACAUGAUUGAGGGAAGUGAGGAGAUCAUUGUUAAAGAUCUAGAACCUAACGUUUUCAAGGCUUUGCUGCAUUUUGUGUACACUGAUUCCAUCGCAGAGGAUGUGGUCGUAUCAGCGUCAAGUUCAUCUUCUGAAUCUUGUGUGGAUGACAACUUUAUGGCGAAAUUGCUAGCGGCAGCGGAUAAGUAUGGUUUGGAGAGAUUGAGACUGAUGUGUGAAUCUCAUCUUUGUAAAAGCCUUUCCGUACGGUCUGUUGCACAAUUACUAAGUUUCGCAGAGGAGCACCAUGCCACUGAAUUGAAAGCAGUUUGCCUGAGAUUUGCUGCGAUGAACCUCGGAGCUGUGAUGCAAUCAAAAGGUUUUGAGCUUUUGAAGGAAAACAACCCUUCUCUUCAAUCGGAGAUCCUGAAGACACUUGCUCAACAAUGUGGGGAGGUUUCUGGCAACGGAUCGAAAUCCCGAAGCGUGUGGGCUCAACUUUCCGACGGUGGCGAUUCAAACGGAAGAAGGGUUAGACAGAGAACCCAAUAACUCGAAACCAUUACUAUUCCUUGUGUAAAUGCAAAUUAUGGUUUUGAUGUAACAUGUAAAAAAACAAACGAUCGAACGAGAAUAGAUUCGUUUCAAUAUGGUUGCGAAGAACGAUUCGAUAGCGCAGCCAAAUUAGAUGUUCAUUUUCUAGUUUGAUAUUAUGGUCAUGUUUGCACCAUGGAUUUUCUUGCCAUUUUUGUUGUGUACUCAUUUGCUUGAGGAAGCUUUGAUUGAAAUCCUGAUGGUGAAAAGCAAAAGAAGGCACAGAUUAUAUAAGAUCUUUGUUUUUA
Cucurbita moschata (crookneck pumpkin) is the source of this 1736-nucleotide messenger RNA. RefSeq names its product BTB/POZ and MATH domain-containing protein 4-like. Lineage: Eukaryota; Viridiplantae; Streptophyta; Magnoliopsida; Cucurbitales; Cucurbitaceae. Gene Ontology annotation, molecular function: protein binding. Gene Ontology annotation, biological process: protein ubiquitination. The record is from RefSeq and is a predicted model, not a curated record. The transcript is spliced from 4 exons. The coding region runs from base 217 to 1446 and encodes 409 amino acids.